Molecule: messenger RNA, 699 nt
Organism: Phyllotreta striolata
Lineage: Eukaryota; Metazoa; Arthropoda; Insecta; Coleoptera; Chrysomelidae
Source: the annotation of a GenBank genome assembly
UUACACCACACCGCAAGUGGAGCCACUGCAACCUCGUGUCCGAUAACCUCAUUGCCGGGUCGUUCGAGAAUAUUCCUCCAGUUUCAUUCUUCACAAACUCUAAUUUGUGAAAACCUUCCACAUUCGUCACCUAUCUACUACAAACCAUCAAAAAAUGUCUGGAGCAGCCAAAAGAUUGAUUCCUCUCUUCGACAGGAUCCUCAUCAGGAAAAACGAAUUGGUCACAAAAACCAAAGGGGGCAUUGUAAUUCCGGAAAAGGCAGCCGAAAAAGUCCUACAAGGUACCGUGGUUGCUGUAGGGCAAGGUACAAGGCUGCAAAAUGGUUCGUUUGCUGCUCCUCAAGUUAAAGAGGGCGAUAAAGUUCUCCUUCCUGAGUACGGCGGUACUAAAGUCAACGUAGAGGAUAACGUGGAGUACCACAUAUUCAGAGAAUCAGACAUUUUAGCCAAAGUCGAAUAAAUGAGAGACUGUUCGUUUUAUAUUGUAAAAUAAGUCGCAUUUCCUUGUUAAAUUUACGCCCGAACGAUGUAGUAGCUACUAAUUUUCUGAUCUGAUUGUUUUACAUCGUUCCGGGCGUUCCGAGGAAAUAUUUCAACAGGUUCUUCAUUACGUUAAUGUUGAAAGUAUUUCCUACGAUUUAAUUGUAGUAAGAGUAUGUACUGUUUUCAUUUUGUUACAAAUAUAUUUCUAUAAAAGCA